AUGCCCAUCGCCGAUGCGGACAAGAGGAGGAGGCUGCAGCGGGAGCUCAAGAGCAAGCAGCGGAGCGAGCAGAAGCUCCUGAUGAGCAAGCUCGACCUCAUGGUACCCCCAUCCUCCCCCGCCAUCGAGCCCGCGAACCACCAAAAGCAGCGCCCCGCCCUCAACCUCCUCCAUGACCUCGUCGCCUACUUGCGCUCCUGCGACGAAAGGCAGCGAGCGCAGGAACAAAAGCGAGCGAUCUACACCGAUAUGAUGAGCUGCAUGCUGCUGAGUCGACAGGAGAGGAUCAUUCUCGCUGACAUACCCAGCUGGACAAUACGGGACGUGAGCGGAGCGGUACAUGGCGAUUACGAGGGUUCGUGCUUCGGGGGGAGGCUGGUAGGGCAGUGCAUGCUCCAUCUUGUGAGCAUGCAGGACAUGGACGCGCUCAGAGGCAUCGCUCGACAGGCUUGGGAUGUGACGUGCCCGCCUGAGUUCCAGGUGGACGAGGUUGUGAGCAUGCGGCUGCUGGAGGGAGGGAGGAUGAGGAUGGAGCGCUUCCGGCUACUAGGGGUGGUGAGGAAGGACGUCUGCAUGUCCAUCAUCUAUCCGGAGCCUCUGGGGCCCGACAGCGCCGAGAUCGAGCUGAAGCAUUUGGACUUCCGCAGACUGGGAGGGGUCGCGACGUUUGAUCAAGAGAGCCCCUCUUCUCCUUUGCUUGCCGACCGAGCGAUGAAGCUAGUGUCGGGGAGCUCCCAUGGGAUGAUGUCGGAAUUCGUCGGCAGGAUGGGCACUUGCGACACGUCGAGAGGGCUGAUGGAGAAGAUGGCGGCGAAGUCGAACUCGACGUUUGAGGGCAUGACGAAGCAGCUGUUUUCAAUCGUCACAAGCCACCACGAGGGCCAUCUUUUGCUUGAUUUUGACAGUGAGGCCGCACAUUGCCCUUUCCUGGGAGGCUUCAAGACCCGCUGGAUUCAAGUCAUGAAGGCAACCUUUGAUGGCUCAGAGAUCAAAGAGCUCAGCGGUACGCGUGGAAGCGAGGAGGCGCUGGUCGCUGAGAAGAAAGUUGCAGACAGCAGGCAGCAGGUGGUCGGGUACGCGCACGGAGACAGGAGGACGAUGGGGUGUCAUGUGACGUUCCUUUAUUUCUGGAGGCAGACAGGGAUAUGCUUUCAUACUCGUAACUUCAUCAUAAAUCCUUUGGGGCUGGAACAUAGUGGUCAGGAGCCCUACAGGUUUUUCUACGCCUUGAAGAGAACGGGAGAAGAUGUUGAUAGCAGUCUUUCUGCACUUCCGGGUAGUCUUCAACUUGCAAAAAGUUCGCCGCCUGGCGGCGGCCCACCGUUGCGCGCUGCGGCAGUGCCGCCACAACUUGCUAAUGCCUGGGCUGUUCCCGGCGAACAUCUUCCGAACUUCGGAAGUUCACCGUCAUGUCAGCACCAUGGAGAUCACGUUACUUCCGACGCAUAA
Molecule: messenger RNA, 1449 nt
Organism: Guillardia theta CCMP2712
Lineage: Eukaryota; Cryptophyceae; Pyrenomonadales; Geminigeraceae
Exons: 9
Coding region: 1-1449 (482 amino acids)
Source: RefSeq, a predicted model, not a curated record